This is a messenger RNA of Myotis myotis, 1845 nucleotides long. RefSeq names its product electron transfer flavoprotein beta subunit lysine methyltransferase-like. NCBI's taxonomy places the organism in Eukaryota, Metazoa, Chordata, Mammalia, Chiroptera, Vespertilionidae. Gene Ontology annotation, biological process: peptidyl-lysine trimethylation. Bases 498 to 1148 code for a protein of 216 amino acids. The record is from RefSeq and is a predicted model, not a curated record. Gene Ontology annotation, cellular component: mitochondrial matrix. Gene Ontology annotation, molecular function: protein-lysine N-methyltransferase activity. The transcript has a single exon.
GCCCGGCAGGUAACAUGGUGCUGGGCCCCGGUUUCACUGGCUGGGUGAGCAGCUCCGUGUCGCCUUUUCCUCUCAUACCUCAGGCUGCCAUGUUUUAUGUGACUCAUCUUUUUACUUCAAGCUACCAGCAGACAGUGUUAGGAAAUGAAAACGCAGACAUAGACAAUAGGUGUGUGGGGAAAAGUUGUCAAGAGUGCCAGCAAGAGGGCGCUUCUGCAGCCUCCACUCGGGUGGCGGGGGCCCGCGCGCAGCGGGGGGAAAAGUGCAGGAAUAGACGCGCACGGCGAGUGGCGAGUGGCAGACGCGCCCUGCGCGCUCGCUUCCCGGGGCGCGUGAGCGAAGCCAGGAAAAAGACCUGAAUCUGUUCACAUAGAUGUUUUAUGCUAUGACAAUCAUUAUUGAAAUAGAGUGUGAAGGCCGUGAGAAGCAGCGGUCUCUCUCUGUUUCCCUGGGGCCACUGUCCCCGGAGAGGGAAUGGGAGCUUUCUGGACCCUGAGAUGAAGGCCUUCUUGGAGGAGAACACUGAAGUCACCAGCAGUGGCAGCCUCACCCCUGAGAUCCGGUUGCGACUUUUGACCCCCAGAUGCAAGUUUUGGUGGGAAAGAGCUGACCUGUGGCCCCACAGCGAUCCUUACUGGGCGAUCUACUGGCCAGGAGGCCAAGCCCUGUCUAGGUAUCUCUUGGAUAAUCCUGAUGUUGUCAGAGGAAAAUCUGUGUUAGAUCUCGGGAGUGGAUGCGGAGCUACGGCUAUCGCUGCUAAGAUGAGUGGGGCAUCGAGGAUCUUGGCCAAUGACAUAGACCCUAUUGCAGGAAUGGCUAUCACACUAAAUUGUGAAUUGAACCAACUGAAACCUUUUCCCAUUUUAACCAAAAACAUUUUGGAUUUGGAACAAGAUAAGUGGGACCUUAUUGUGCUUGGAGAUAUGUUUUAUGAUGAAGACCUUGCAGAUAGUCUUCAUCGAUGGCUGAAGGAUUGCUUUUGGACUCACAAAACUCGAGUACUGAUUGGUGACCCAGGCCGGCCCCAGUUCAGAGGACACAGCAUUCAGCAUCAGCUGCACAAAGUGGUAGAAUAUUCACUUCCAGAACCUACUAAGCAGGAAAACAAUGGACUGACAAUAAGCACCGUGUGGGAUUUCCAGCCCUGAAUUGUCAAAAUGCUUCCAAGUGUGGAUACACCUAUGUUUGAAGAAUGCAGUUCCUGUGAAAUGGCAAAUCUUGUUUCCAAAAUAUGAAGAUUUAGACUUUUGUCAUGUAACUAGUUCUGCAUUAUGCCAAAUAUACAAUUCUUUAUCUGUAAUUUUUUUCUAGUUUUACUGCUAUCGGAAUAUAAUUAUAGAAGGCAGUAAGUGGUAGCAAUAAGUAAAUUGGGGAGAGAAUUAGAUAUUGUAGCUGAGUCGGUUUCUGUAGUUGAGGACAACUAUGUGAUGUGUUGAAUUAAACAAACAAAAAUAUAAAAUAUAGAAGACUAUAGUAUUUAGUACAUAAUAGGGUCUUAAUGGACAACCAGGGAUACCCCAACAUACUCUGUACUGACACCAUAUGCCUCUUUAUGGCUUACUAAGGUUAAUUAGAAAUUGGUUAUGCCACCACUACACAUCCCAGGUUUAUAGAAUCUUACGUAUUAAAAAAAACAAACCAUUAUGAUAUAAGAGAGUAACAAUGUGAAGGAGAAUGUGUUUAGAAUACCACUGUGCAAAAAAGAUGUAUGUAUAUAUUGAGGAAAAGAAUGAAGAUAGGGCCCUUGCCAGUCUGGCUCAGUGGAUAGAGCAUUGGUCCUGGGUUCAAUUCCAUUCAAGGGCAACCAAUCGAUGCAAUGCUUCUCUCACUCUGUCUCUCCCUGCC